AUGGGACACCAAGCACAGAGUGUGGAAUUUGAGCGAGCCGGUGCCAGAGCAUCCUUCGGGGUCUUCGUGUCGUCCGAUGAGGCUACCUACCUAAGCGCUGAGGAACUUCAAAAUUCGCCCGAGCGGAUGUACGGAUAUGUUGGAAAGAUGCUGUAUGUGUGCCCCGUGCGUCGAAGCCUUGCCCGUGUUGUUAUCGACGGCAACGCCAAACAAUACGGAGGUUUCCCAAUGGCCUGGUCGGAAACCUGGGGUACGAUUGAAUAUUGCAGCUGCAUCGCAUCAAGCAAGGCUAUACGAACCAACUCGGCCGAGCUAGACGCACAAGCGGUGCAACGCUGGUACGAAGCUGGCUUUAGGGUUACGUUGGUUAAGAGAACUGGGGUGGCCGGUUGCGAGAACGAGGGUGAUGAGAGCAGGGGAGGAGCGGGAGCAGGCGAGGGACCCGGUACGUGUCAGAACAUCUGCCAUCUUCCUCUGCUGUAA
Colletotrichum graminicola M1.001 is the source of this 483-nucleotide messenger RNA. RefSeq lists its product as uncharacterized. Lineage: Eukaryota; Fungi; Ascomycota; Sordariomycetes; Glomerellales; Glomerellaceae. The record is from RefSeq and is a predicted model, not a curated record. The transcript has a single exon. The coding region runs from base 1 to 483 and encodes 160 amino acids.